Molecule: messenger RNA, 1872 nt
Organism: Anguilla rostrata (American eel)
Lineage: Eukaryota; Metazoa; Chordata; Actinopteri; Anguilliformes; Anguillidae
Gene: hand2
Product: heart and neural crest derivatives expressed 2
Exons: 2
Coding region: 651-1265 (204 amino acids)
Biological process (GO): heart development; regulation of transcription by RNA polymerase II
Molecular function (GO): DNA-binding transcription factor activity, RNA polymerase II-specific; protein dimerization activity; RNA polymerase II transcription regulatory region sequence-specific DNA binding
Source: RefSeq, a predicted model, not a curated record
GUUUUGCCCCGCCUUCUCUGCAUUCUGAUUGGCCUAGAAACGUUUUGACCACAUAUAUUAACCCAAGCAGUUCUAAAGAUGAAGCUGUGACAUGGAGAUCAAACGGAGGAAUUCUAGCAGUGCGGAGCAACAGUAAAGCUGUGCACAGUGUUACCACAAGCGACAGGGAUUUUGGAGGACUGUCCUCUUGCGCCUCAAUCCCCAAAUUCUAAAAAGGGUGUAAAUACAUUGCGGAUUUGGGGAGAACGUACUCCAAGCGCCAAUGAAGGCAGUUCCUAACAUGGACCGUGUACUUUGAGACUCAGUAAAGCAAAGGGAGCCUUCUCGCUCUGGAAAUGGACAAUGGAGAAAUUGCGUGUAAGUAGCUGAUUGCUGCGCUUUUGAUAGAUCGCUUUACAUUUGGCUUUGGUUGUGGUCAGAAGAGAGAGAACAUUUAUUACCCCAUGUGCAUUACUGUGUUUGGUGUAUUUGAUAUUUAACAGACGCGUAUAAUGACUGUAGUGUACAGUACAAUUAUAAAGAACUUUUGACUGUAAUUUUAUGGAGAGUCAGCCUGUGCGUAAAACUUCUGGAGACACCACCGAUAUACUGCGAGGACAAACGCAUAUCCCUUUAGCGGUCCGCUGUAAAAGUCAUUGGUUUGCUCUACCAUGAGCUUAGUUGGUGGAUUUCCUCACCACUCGGUGGUGCAUCACGAUGGCUACUUUGCCGCCGCUAGUCGCUGCCAUGAAGAAAACCCUUACUUCCACGGGUGGCUUAUCAGCCAUCCUGAAAUGUCUCCUCCUGACUACAGUAUGGCACCGUCGUACAGCCCCGAGUAUGCCAACGGUGCCCCUGGUCUUGACCACUCGCAUUACGGGGGUGUUCCGGGAGCUGGCGCCGUUGGGAUGGUGCCCCGUCCUGUGAAACGGAGACCCACGGCAAAUCGAAAGGAAAGGCGCAGGACUCAGAGUAUCAACAGUGCCUUCGCAGAGCUCAGGGAGUGCAUUCCUAACGUCCCCGCAGACACAAAGCUGUCCAAAAUAAAAACCCUUCGGUUGGCCACGAGCUAUAUCGCCUACCUCAUGGACAUUCUUGACAAGGACGAGCAGCACGGAGAAGCAGAGGCCUUCAAAGCGGAGUUCAAAAAGACAGACGUCAAAGAGGAAAGGAGAAAGAAAGAAGUGAAUGAAGUUUUGAAAAGUUCAGCAAGCAGCAACGAUAAGAAAACCAAAGGAAGAACUGGCUGGCCGCAACAUGUUUGGGCACUGGAACUGAAACAGUGAAAGACCCCUUCUCAUAAAGACUUGAAAAGAAAAGUCUUUUCCUUUUGUUUUGUACUCUGACUUUAUUUAAUGGAAUAUUUAUGUGCAAUUUCCCGCAAUGAAGAGUGGAUAUUUGAAGAAAACCAUUCCAUUUUAAGAGGAGGAGAGCCAUUUGGUAAGGGAUUCUGUCGUCUCAUAUGUGGUGAAUGUUUGUUUCGUUGUUGAAGUGGAAACCCAAACAGAUGUUUGACGUGUUCGUGAAGUGCGAGUUCUUUCCCCUUUCUCUCCCCUUUCCCCCUAGAUAUAGAUAUUAAUGGAGUUUAACUGAAAAAGUGACGCAGUUCAAAUGUUUUAUUUCAACAAAAAAAAAUGUCAUGAAGUGUUAUGUUGUCAUUCUGUGGUCGUCUCGUAUUUGAUGAUGUUUUAAACAGCUGUUAAGUCCAGUCGAGUGCACUUCCGUCCAGAAACAUGGGACUUAAAUCAUAUUGGAGAUGCAAACCAUGUAAUUAAUACAAUAAACCACUGUGUUUUUUAAACAUAGUCCCCUUGUUGCAUAUACUGAGUAAUAUACAACGUAUAAUUUGAAUUCUGAUCCAUUUUAAAAUAAAAUCGUUUUUUAAAUAUUUGA